Lagopus muta (rock ptarmigan) is the source of this 5994-nucleotide messenger RNA. RefSeq names its product NEDD4 binding protein 2 like 2 (gene N4BP2L2). Gene Ontology annotation, biological process: negative regulation of transcription by RNA polymerase II. The record is from RefSeq and is a predicted model, not a curated record. Gene Ontology annotation, molecular function: transcription corepressor activity. Gene Ontology annotation, cellular component: nucleus. Lineage: Eukaryota; Metazoa; Chordata; Aves; Galliformes; Phasianidae. The transcript has 8 exons. The coding region runs from base 278 to 3949 and encodes 1223 amino acids.
CCCGCCCGCAACACUAACUGCCCGCUCACCGCCCGCUGGGCGACGGCCCACCCCCCCGCCACCGAGGGCAUUCUGUGAGAUGUAGUCCUGUGCCUGUGCCCUGCGGGGCGCAACUACGAGUCCCAGAGCGAGCCGCGGUGAGGAGAGCAGGGGAGGCGGAGCCGGCGCCAUUUUGAGAGUGAGGGAUUGCCCUCCGCUCCCCUCCCCCACCGCCGGCCGGGGGUGCGUCGCUCGCCGGGACGGCGGAGGACGGGCUGGCGGGCGCUCGUGUCUUGAGAUGCUUCAUGCUGAAAGUAGAGUAAGGCUGUUGGAGUGUCAGGAUGAAAUCACAACUGAACCGUGUUCUAAAAAGAUGAAGUCAACGGAAGGGGCAUUUGAGAACCUCUCUGAUUGUGGCAACCAAGGCACUCAAGAAGAAGGGGACCCUGACAGAACCUCCAAUGAUUUGAUACCAGUGUGUGUUUCAGAUAAUGAAGGGGAUAAUGAAGUGCAGAAGCAAGAGAAAAUACCUAUGAAUGUCUUUGGAGCAGUGAAUGAAGUGCUUCCAGAAGGUAAUCUAGAGUUUCAUCAAACAGUUGAUUCUGUGAUUGUGCAGAACAUAAAUCCUCCAUUUGUAUCAAUAAAUGACACUGAGGAUGAAGGAAAGGAAGAUCCUCUUACUGCGAAUGAUGUCAAUGAAGAUAAUACUAAAAAUAGUUGCAUAGCAUUCUCAAUAAAUAGAAAUGAGUCAGAUGAAGAGUUUAUUACAAGCAAAGAGUUUAUUGGACCGAUUUACAAGCCUGCUGAGCGUAAUACACAGGACCAGUCUGGGAGCUGUGAUGAGUGUCAAAGCAGUGUGGGAGAUGGCACACAUGAAAACAGAACUGAAGGAACUGAGACAGAGAAGGUGCCAGCCAUUUCUUCUGCUGUAUCAGGAAUGGAUGAUGAACUGGACCAGUUCUACAAAGAAAUUCACCAGCUGGAAAGUGAAAAUUUAAAUCUGCUUCAGGAAAAAGAAACUGAAACUUCUCAGGAACAAUAUUCUGUGUAUAAUUGCGGUCAAACAUCACAAGAGGAUUAUCAACAUGUAUUGUUGGACAGCCCACAGUCAUUUUACAAGAAUGGACAAUAUUUCUUUGGGGAACAGGGAAGUCAGAAAAUAAGCAGUGAGCAACAGUUUGUCAUGGAAACAAGUGGCUGGAAAACUGAAAAUGCCCUUAAUGGACAAAUAGAGUCUAAUUAUUCAGUGCCUGAAUUCAGACCUGCCUGGCAACCAAGGGAGUCUUUCAUAGUACCUCAGGGGCCUCCUCCUCCUAGACUGACCCAUCAGGCACAUUUUCAGAUAUUUAAUUCCACACAGCAAAAAACAGAUGCUUUUCCUUCUCAGAAUGAUGAACUUUCUUAUGAAAAUUACUAUGGUUACCAUGAAGAUGGGGAUAUCAACUGUCAUGGUGCAGUGCGCGAUCAGAGUAGCUACAAUGUUGGUCAUACUGAUUUCCAAAAUACUCAGGUCUUUAGAAAUGGAAAUAAUCACCAGAGUGGACUCCAAAGUAAUGGUUUCUGUGAAACCAGAAAAGAGUAUUGGGAGGAACCAAAAACUUACAGUGCAGAAGGAAUGCGUAGAUUUUCUUUCCUACCUGAGGAGAGGUUUGAUUGUUCACGGAAAGUGCUCCUUAUCUUAAGAGGCCUACCUGGGUCGGGGAAAUCAACUCUAUCUCGUUUUCUGCUCGAUCACAGCCGUGAUGGCGUUGCACUCAGCACCGAUGAUUACUUUCGUCAACAAGAUGGAUAUACAUACAAUGCUGCUCAGCUGGGGGAUGCCCAUGACUGGAACCAGAAGAGAGCCAAACAGGCGAUGGAGCAGGGAAAAUCUCCAGUUAUAAUAGACAACACUAAUACUCAAGCAUGGGAGAUGAAACCAUAUGUGGAAGUGGCUCUAGAAAAGGGAUACAGAGUGGAGUUCCGUGAGCCAGAUACUUGGUGGAAAUUUGAUCCUGAAGAAUUGGAAAAGAGGAAUAAACAUGGGGUCACUCGUGAGAAGAUUGCUCAGAUGUUGGAACGAUACGAAUAUCAAAUAUCCAUACCUGUUGUCAUGAAUUCAGAGUUACCUCCUCACAAACACACACAGAGGCCACCUCUGCAGCGAAGACAUAGGGAGAGAAUUUUAAAGAAAAGCCACGGGCAUCCCUUGGCAAAAGUAAAGCAGAGGAAAAAGCGAAAAAGAAACAAAACAAUGAAGAUGACAGAAAUCACAAAGCAGAAUUUAAGCAGAGCAGCUCCUCUCAUUCCAGACAACCAGGAAACAUCUGAAAGUGAGGGGGACGACUCAGAAGAGGAAAACAGAAAGUCCUUGUGUGCAUCUGGGGAAGGUGCUGAGGAUCCCGUGGGAGGUUGUGAGGAGCAGCCGAAUGGUGAUAAGGAAAGCGGGACAGAAGCUGUGAGCUCUCCAGUCACAGAGAUGUCAGCUGUGUCCAAUGGGGUGCUGACACAUGAAGUGCCUGCAGAAAGUGACAGCUCACUUCUAACGGAUAAGAAACCCCUUUGUACUGGAAGCACGACCAAAAACGUGUUUGAUGAUGAGGAAGUGAAUCAAAAGCAUAGGGAAAAUCUUUGUAAGAGCAGUACCCUGAAAGUAAAGAGUGAUGGAAGUUGUAUCCAAGAAGCAGAAUGCAACUGUGAAGGUAACAGCCUACUGUCCAGCACAGAAAGCAAACUUAAAAGUACAUGUGAACCUGACAUGGAAGCUGAACAGUUACUUUUAACUGGUGAAGAAAAAGAAAUAUCUCUCUGUCACAAUUCCAAAGUGCAUUACAACGUGCCUGAUAGUAACACAGACAAUAAAAGUGCAGUGAAAACAGAAGAGAACUGCUCUAAUGCCUGGGCUUUUUUUUCAAUUAAUUUAUCUACUGAGGAAUUACAGCAGGGUUUUGAUGCACAACUUUCUUCUUCUUGGUCUGAGGAUAAGUUGGUAGGUGAACAAAGACAGAAAAAAGCGAGGAAGCCCAAACAGAUGUGCACCAACAGUUCAACAGAGCUGAACUGCCCCCAGCCCAGUGAGAGACUGGUAAAGGAGAACCACCAGGAAAUGGUGACUGAGAAGGCAGGUAAUACACAGAGCAAUGGUGUGUUGGCAUCUUCGCCUGAUGAAGUGCACGAGGGUUCACUUGUGGAACCCAGGAGCACCUCCACGCACUGUUCAAUGCCAGUAAAUGAUGCUGCACCAGUUGCACCAAAGAGAAAAAGGUACAGAAGAAUAGUCAACUUGGCACCCAAAUUUAAUCUGCCCAGAGAGAUUGCUGGUGGUACGGAGGGAGGGGAGGAACUCCCACUAAAAGGUGAUGGUCCCUCAGAAAGUGUAUUAGAAGUGGAGCAAAAGGGCUUUCUGCAGCAGGACCGUGGACUGGGACGUGAACAGAACCUGGUGUUUCAGGAGUAUGCUGCACCGUACAGUGGCCCUGAGGCCCCCCAUUCCUUGCCCACCCCUCAUGUGGAUUCCUCCUUACAAGCUAUUUCGUAUUUUCAUUUGGGAAGGUCUUCUCCAACACCAAAGUAUUCUUGUAGUGUUUGUGUGAUUUCCAGAACAAAGGAGGAGCGAGCUCAAACUCCGAGGCAGCAUCAGGCAGUUGGUAACAAAGGUGAAGGUGAAAUCUCCUCAGAUGUCAUAAGCAGCCAACCAGAUAUUUUGUCUUCUGUUCAAGCUGUUUCUGAAUAUGCAGAAGAUCCGAGCAUCUUGGAAAGGUGUGUUGCAAAUGUGCACAAAGCAGAUGGCCCUGAGCCAUCAGCGGCCUCUCCACCCGCAUUUAAACAAGAUGUGAAUAUGAAAACCAGCUUCCUGGGACUUCCCUUAUCCAUAGGAUUUGCUUUUCAACUUGUGCAGCUCUUUGGUUCUCCAGGUCUUCCGCUGGUUCAGCACAUGAACUUACUCAGAAGCACCAUCAGUGCUCGGAGGAGCUGUUUGUGGCAACUGUGAUUUCCAGAUCACUGCCAGCUGGCUGCACAGAGCUGCAGUCAGCAACCAUGGGCAUGUUUGGGAAUCACUGCAACACACUGCGAUGGGAAGAGCCGCCCAUGGCCGCUGUGUGUAAGGGUCUGCAACUUCCUUGGCCUAAACUUAGCCUGUGAAAAAAGCAGUAAGUUUGAUUUGGCAAACAAAUAGAUUUUAAAACACGGAUGAGUUGUUGAGCCUGUACACCUGUCUGCUUCAGUGGAAUUGAAUUUAACCAAAAAAGCAGAAAAGCAGCUUAUGUUCUGUCUCUAUGCCAAAACAGGCAUGCUGAUGCUUUGUUUUAUCAUACAAGCUGAUGGCAAUGUUACCUGCCAGAACAGUGAUGGCAACCCCCUGGCAGCACUGCUGGCCUCGAUGUGUGCCCAAAGAACCUGCGGUGCUGCCUGACCUCAGUUUGGCACCAAAUCAUGUGCAGGGUUAAGCACAGCCAGGAACAAUUGGGGUUGUCUCAACUGCUACAGUAUCUAAGCUUGGCAAGCACUAAUGUCUGUGGUCUUGAUUGCCAGCAUCCAGGAGGGACUGGAGUUGGCCAUGACUUGAAAGAAGUGAUCAGCCAGGGGGAUGGCAAACAGAACAGGCAUCCCGGAGCACUCAGCUGUUGGGUGCAGCAAAUGUCAUUCUUCUGUGAGUGAGUUUCUGGGUGUUUAGAUUGUUUAGCUUGGAGAAGAGAAGGCUCCGGGGAGACCUCAUUGUGGCUGUUCAGUAUGUGAAGGGAGCGUAUAAAUGGGAAGGGGAAUGACUGUUUACAAGGGUGAAUAGUGACAGGACAAGAGGGAAUGGUUUUAAACUGAGACAGGGGAGGUUCAGGUUAGAUAUUAGAGGAAGUUUUUCACAGAGGGUGGUGGCACAUUGGAACAGGUUGCCCAAGGAGGCUGUGGAUGCCUCAUCCCUGCAGGCAUUCAAGGCCAGGCUGGAUGUGGCUCUGGGCAGCCUGGUCUGCUGGUUGGUGACCCUGCACACAGCAGGGGGUUCAAACUUGAUGAUCUUUGAGGUCCUUUUCAUCCCAGGCCAUCCUAUGAUUCUAUUAUAUGAUAUUCUAUGAUAUAAUAUUCUAGAUGAGUUUCCUUUGGAAAUAACCUUUAAGAAAUAUAAAGCCCCCCUGAUAUCUCUGAGCUCUCCCCAGCUUGUGAUUGCUGUGGGUUUGUUUUCUCCUCGAAAGUGUGAAUGCUCCACAGAAUGCUGACUGUGUUCUGAUUCAAACGUGUUUUUCUCACACCUUCAGAAGUUCUUGUGCUUUUUCUGUGGUCAGCUGUGUAGUGAUAGGCUGUUCAUUGGCAUACACGUAGAACUACAGAAUGCUGCAGGCAAGGUUGCCAACCACUCCAUCAGGCAGUAGAGUCUGUGAGUGAUAAUUGCAGACUAUUUUUGUUUAAUAAUUUUGGAGGGAAAAAUUGUGGUAAUUGUCCUUGGAUAUCUAUAAAUGAAAGAUUAAGUUGAUUUACUUGCUUGGCUGUUUCUCUUACAAGCACAAAAUAUAUUUUAGACUGCUUUUCUAUGAAGAAUCUCUUUUCAGCUCCUUGAGAAGUGAAGAGUUUUUGCAGUUAAAACAUACUAGAAAGUAAUUUAUUGGAUAAUAUUGCAGUGCUUCCUAUGAAUAAAGCAUUUUAAAACGUGGAGUCUGUUACAGAACUGCGUUUUGUUGCAUUUAUGGGCUGAGAGCUUUCUGUUCUUGUUUGUGCUGUGGUUCAGGGAGUGUGGGGGAAACGAAAGUCUUUGCAUAAAAAAAGAAAACAAAACCAAAUCUUUUUUCCCUCCCCUCCCCUGGUCUUUGGUAAAUGUCAGUUUUGGCUUUGCUGCUGGCUCAUGCAGGAAUUAGCAAAAAUGACAGUGCAGUGAUAUUCUUUAGCCGUGAAGAGAUGAGAACACUCAACUGCAAAAAUAUUUUCUUCUGCAGAAUCCUUGUUGCCAGAUGAUUAUAUAGUUCCUCUUGACUGGAAAGUUUCAAAGAUGAUCUAUUUACUGUGGAAGACCUCUGUGGAGGUACGAAUUUUAGGGGAUUUCGGAAGGCU